ACUUCCAAUGGCUUACUCAGCCUAACAAAUGAAACCAAUCAUCAGAUAGGCCGUGCCUUCUACCCCAUGCCUAUCAAUUUCAAGAACUCACCCAACGCCUCUGCUUUCUCCUUCUCCACUACCUUUGUCUGUGCUAUCGUGCCCCAGAUUCCAACUAUCAGCUAUGGCCUUACCUUUGCCAUUACACCGCCAGGAGGUCUUCCUGGAGCAUUUCCGUACCCAUAUUUUGGCCUCUUUAAUGAAACCAACUCCUAUGGCAAAGCUAACAAUCAUGUGGUGGCAGUGGAGCUGGAUACACUCCAGAAUCGUCAAUUUGAUGAUAUUGAUAGCAACCAUGUUGGAAUUGAUAUCAACGGCUUGAAAUCAGUUCUAGCAAAAUCUGCAGGCUAUUAUCUGGGCAACAAAUUUCAUAACUUCAGUCUCGGCAGCGGCGAACCAAUACAAGUUUGGGUAGAAUAUGAUGGCAGAGUUAAGCAAAUGAAUGUCACUGUGGCUCCUCUCAGUGUGGGUAAACCAAGUAAGCCUCUUUUGUCUUUGUACAUAAAUAUUUCACCGGACAUACUAGAAUCCGUGUCUCUUGGCUUCACAUCGGCCACUGGUGAAGCAGUAUCAACCCAAUAUAUUCUUGGGUGGAGCUUCAAAAUGAAUGGCAUUGCUCAAGAACUUGAUCCCUCUAAACUUCCAAAGCUUCCACGAGUGGGGCCUAAGAGAGAAUCUAGAUUUCUAGUCAUUGGGGUGCCUGUGAUUGCAAUAUUUUCUCUGGUUGUUAUUGUGUGUGGAGUGGGUUAUUAUGUACUAAGGAAGAGUAAGUUUGCAGAGUUGCUUGAAGACUGGGAACUCAAGUAUGGGCCGCACAGGUUCAAUUACAAAGAAUUGUAUUUUGCCACCAAGGGGUUUUCAGACAAACAAAUAUUGGGGGAAGGGGGAUUUGGCAGUGUUUAUAGAGGUGUGUUGCCCAACUCACAAGGUGAGAUUGCUGUGAAGAAAAUUUACCAUCAAUCAACACAAGGAAUGAAAGCCUUUGUAGCUGAAGUUGUUGGCAUGGGUCGGUUGUGUCAUAGGAAUUUAGUUCCUCUUCUUGGCUAUUGCAGACGUAAAAGAGAGUUGCUUUUGGUUUACGAGUACAUGCCAAAUGGAAGUCUUGAUAAGUAUUUGUUUGACAACCCAAUUCGCACUCUUGGUUGGAACCAAAGAUUUCAAGUCAUCAAAGGAGUGGCAUCUGCUCUAUUUUAUCUACAUGAAGAAUGUGAGCAGGUGGUGAUUCACAGAGAUAUAAAGUCUAGUAAUGUCCUUCUAGAUAGUGCGUGGAAUGGAAGACUGGGAGAUUUUGGCCUUGCUAGAUUGUAUGAUGAUGGAACUAAUCCUCAAUCUACACAUGUAAUAGGAACUCAUGGCUACCUUGCACCAGAAUAUAUUAGGACCGGCUUGGCCACACCGAGCACUGAUAUGUUUGCUUUCGGAGCAUUUUUGCUUGAAGUUGUAUGUGGCAGAAGGCCUGUAGAGUUUAAAGAGCCAAAUGAGGUUGUAGUUUUGGUGGACUGGGUGUUUUCAUGGUGGACUAGAGGUGAAAUAUUGGAAGCUGUUGAUUCUAAACUUGAAGAAAAUUAUGUAGCUAAUGAAGUAGAUAUUGUCUUAAAGGUUGGGUUGUUGUGUUCUCUAUUAGAUACAGAAUUCAGACCUAGCAUUCGACAAGUUGUUCAGUACUUGGAAGGCUCUAUAGCUCUACCAGAUCUAUCACUACUCACUCUCUCCAUGGUCGGCUUGACUAUUUCUCGAAGAGAAGGCCUUGAUUAUUUUGUUUCUUCACUUUCAUCAUCUGAAGGGAAUAUAGACUCACAUUGUUCUUCAAUUACGAACUCUAUAAUCUCUGAAGGUCGUUGAUUACAAGGAUGAGAGAGUUUAAUUUUUACAUUGAAUUAGUGGAGUAUGUAUCAGUUAUGAUCAUUAUAUACUAUAUUUGAUUUUCUAAUUAUAGUUAUUAUUUUAGAGGGU
Molecule: messenger RNA, 1992 nt
Organism: Ipomoea triloba (trilobed morning glory)
Lineage: Eukaryota; Viridiplantae; Streptophyta; Magnoliopsida; Solanales; Convolvulaceae
Product: L-type lectin-domain containing receptor kinase IV.1-like
Exons: 1
Biological process (GO): protein phosphorylation
Cellular component (GO): plasma membrane
Molecular function (GO): ATP binding; protein kinase activity; carbohydrate binding
Source: RefSeq, a predicted model, not a curated record